AUGGAGCCAUUGAGGAUGGGGAUUCAGGGAUUGCUGCCGUUUGUGAGGAAGGCCACGCACGAGGCGGACGUGAAAUCCCUGUCCGGCUGCACCGUGGCCGUCGAUGCCUACUGCUGGCUCCACAAGGGAGCGUUCUCCUGCGCGGAGAAGCUCGUCAAGGGCGAGAAGACGGACGCCUAUGUCCUCUACUGCCUCAAGUACGUCAACAUGCUCCUCGGCCACAACGUCAAGCCCGUCCUCGUCUUCGACGGGCUGCACCUGCCGGCCAAGGAGGUGACCGAGAAGAAGCGUCGGGAGGCCCGGAAGGAGAACCGGAGGAAGGCGAGGGAGCUGCUCCGCGAAGACAGGGUGCCCGAAGCCAGGGAAUAUUUCAAGCGAUGCGUCGACGUGACCCCCGAGAUGGCACGGCAGGUGAUCGCCGCGUGUCGGAAGCAGAACGUCGACUGCAUCGUGGCUCCGUACGAGGCAGACGCUCAGCUCGCACACCUUGCAUCGAAAGGCAUCGCUCAAGUCGUCAUCACCGAAGAUUCCGAUCUCAUUCUCUUCGGCUGCGACCGCAUCCUGUUCAAGCUCGACCUCUCGGGCAGGGGUGUGCUAUUCGAGAAGACCAAGCUCCCCCUGUGUUUGGGCAUGAAGGCCCCGAACUUCACAUUCGAGAAGUUCCAGGCCAUGUGCGUCUUGUCCGGCUGCGACUACCUCCCGUCCCUGCCCGGGAUCGGGCUCGCCAAGGCCUGCAAGUUCUUUUGUCUUACCUCAAACCCCAACUUUUCUCAGGUGCUUCCAAAGCUCCCCUUUUACCUCAACAUGAAUAGUCUCACUGUCACCGAAGAAUACUGUGAAAAGUUUGUUCGUGCCCUGAACACCUUCAAGCACCAGCUGGUGUUUGACCCCCUCACCAGGAAGUUAGUUCCUCUGACACCAUAUGAAGAAGAAGUUGACUGUUCAUCAAUGGCCUAUGCUGGCCCAGAACUUGAUGAAGAAAUUGCGCUGGACUUAGCACUGGGAAACAUAGAUCUGGAUUCGAUGCAAAAGGUUGACAACUAUGACCCAAGGAAGGCGAAGUUAGACCGUAGGUUCCUCGGAAGUGCCGCACUGCACAAGAGCAUCUGGGCCCAGGAUUAUGCGAUCGUGCGCAAGGACCUUGCUCGAUCGGUGCAGCCAACCAUCUUGAGUACAUUGGGAAAGGUUGUCACAGUGAAGACGCCUGCAAAACUUGUGUCUACCAAGUCUUCCCCAUCGCUUAGUGACACCAAGGCUGACUCUCAAGUGAUGGGUAUGUAUGGUGAUUCAGAUGAAGAAUUGGACUUUGACAAAAUUCAGGAGGAUGAGAAUGUUAUGGAGCAGACUCAGUUACAAACCUCCUUCAGCAAGUCUCAAUCUCCUUUGAAGGAAAAUCAGGUCAAUCAGCUUCUCGACUCUGCACAAUCGCCGACCUUCACUCGGAAUCCAUUCUGCAAGCAAGUUUCCCUUGCACCUGGCAGUGCAAAGCACGACUCCUCUGAUUCAUCUAAUCGACAGGCUCUGCAGAACAGGGACAUCGGUCGGUCUUCGGCCGAGUCGUCUCCUCCCACUCCGACGACAUCGGGUGAUUUCAUGUUUACCCCAAAGCCUGUUGUCGCUUGGGAACGAUUCAGCUGCAAGAAAACAAAUUCCAUUUCUGUGUCUUCCCAACAAAAAACUCGCAUCCGAGCCGGACUUUCAAAGUCUUCUUCGUGUUCCAAAGCCCGUCAAGUCAAAUUAGUAGACACCUUCUCCUUCCAUUCUUCUUCGCAGCCGGAACGGCCAAAGAAACUUCCAAGAUUUGAAUCUGAUGGUGCCCUGACCAAUAAAAAGCAACAGAAUGUAUCAAUCAAGGACUACCUGCAGAAGUUUAAGUUUACCAGAAUGCUGUCUUCCAAUGAAUUUGAGGAAUUCACAAGCCUGACCGGACCAUCUGAAGAGGAGGAGGCAGUGGACGACCCCGGAUGUGGACCGGAUGUUGUAGUCGCAUCCGGCUGA
This is a messenger RNA of Darwinula stevensoni, 1998 nucleotides long. The record is from the annotation of a GenBank genome assembly. Lineage: Eukaryota; Metazoa; Arthropoda; Ostracoda; Podocopida; Darwinulidae.